Arabis nemorensis is the source of this 1209-nucleotide messenger RNA. NCBI's taxonomy places the organism in Eukaryota, Viridiplantae, Streptophyta, Magnoliopsida, Brassicales, Brassicaceae. The record is from the annotation of a GenBank genome assembly.
AUGUCAGAAACUUCGUGUCCCGUCUGCAAUCUCACGCUUCCUCUCUCUCAAAUCGAAAGUCAUGUGAAUGCCCAUUUCGACGAAGAUGAAAUCAAUCCACAAAUCGCAAGCGAUCAUCACUUAGCUCUGCAACUCGCCUCUUCUUCUGAUCCUUCUCCGUCUUCCUCUAACUUCGACGAUUCCUUGGGUUUGCACAACAAAGUUGCGACCUUGGUGCGUUUACAGACCAAAAGCCAAUUUUACAGUGUUGGAAAUGGUGGUUUGAUUUGUUUGCUGAAAACUUGUCUGGAAUACGAAUUGAAAUCGAAAUCGAAACCUUUAGAGUGCAGUAUUAGUUUACUAUCAGGCUAUGUUGAUCAUUUUCAUUCCUCAAAGGAGGAUAAAGGUUGGGGAUGCGGAUGGAAGAACAUUCAAAUGCAAUGCUCUCAUUUGCUUACUCAUAGAGAAGAGGAAGUUAAAAGAGUUCUCUUUGGUGGCUCUAACUUUGUUCCCGACAUUCCCUCGCUCCAGCGUUGGUUAGAGAUCGCUUGGAGCAAGGGUUUUGAUGUUUCUGGAGCUCAGCAUUUCGAUAGUCAAAUCUGCGGUUCCAAGAGAUGGAUUGGAACCACUGAAUGUGCUGCGUUGUUACGCUCUUUCGGGUUAAAAGCCAGAAUUGUUGAUUUUGCUCCCAAGAAAUCAGAAUCAUUGUAUCUUUCAGUUCCUGGUUCUGCUAUUGCUCCCAAGAUAAAGCCGCGUGGUCCCAUGGACAGAUACGUGACUAAAAAGGUCGAAAAUGGGGCGAAAAAACCAGUUGACUCUCAUGGUUCUAGUUCUUCUAGGAUCAGCAAAGGAGUGGUUUUAAUGGAUUGGGUUUGGAAUUACUUCUCGGAAAACAGGUUAAACGUUUCCUCCGGUGUUCAUAUGACGAGCAAAGCGCCCUUGUAUUUCCAACAUGAAGGGCACUCGAGAACAAUUGUUGGGAUUCAAAGACGGUUGCAAGGAACGACAUUUACUACUCAGUACAAUCUCCUGAUUUUGGACCCGGCUGAUUUUACUAAAGCUAUAGAGAAAGCGCUUGUAGAGAAGAGAGGGUGGGAGGGAUAUCUCAAACGAGGAGCUCACACACUGAAAUGUCCCGAGUAUCAGAUGUUGUACGUUGAUAAUGGAAUUGCUGAUGGAGAGGAGUUGGAGCAGCUCAAGAUCAUUGAUAGUCACUUUGUUGAAUUCUAA